CCAGUCGUCCAGACACACACAGACACCCAUUCGCACACACACACACACACACACACACACACACGCCAUGCUUACCAGAUUAACCUGUGUGCUGCUCUUGGUGGCUUGUGCCUACGGAUGUGGCACUCCUCAGGUUGAGCCUGUUACCAACAGAGUAGUGAACGGACAGGAAGCAAAGCCCCACAGCUGGCCCUGGCAGAUCUCACUGCAGUUUAAGCAUGGCUCCCGCUGGUACCACACCUGUGGAGGAACUCUUAUUGCCCCUCGAUGGGUUCUGACCGCUGGACACUGUAUCUUCCCAGGUGAUAUUUAUCGUAUAGUUCUGGGGGAGCAUGACCUGAGUGUGCAGGAGGGCACAGAGCAGAUUAGAGACAUCCUUCGGAUUGUGGUUCAUCCCAAAUGGAACAUUGAGUGUGUGGCCUGUGGUAAUGACAUGGCUCUGCUGAAGCUGGAUAAAGCUCCAGUGCUGAAUGAGAACGUGCAGACAGCGUGUAUUCCACCCGCUGGAGAAAUCCUGCCUCACGACACGCCCUGCUACAUCUCCGGCUGGGGAGACCUCGACACCCACGGCCCUAUUCCUGAUAAGCUCCAGCAGGCCAUGCUGCCGGUGGUGGAAUACAGCGUGUGUAGCCAGAAAGACUGGUGGGGCAUUAAUGUAAAGCCCACCAUGGUGUGUGCAGGAGGGGAUAUUCGCUCCGGCUGCAACGGAGACUCUGGUGGUCCUCUGAACUGUAAGGGGACUGAUGGGAGGUGGUACAUUCAGGGUGUUACCAGCUUUGUGUCGUCUCGCGUCUGUAACGAGCUGAAGAAGCCCACUGUGUUCACGCGCACCUCCGCCUUUAACGACUGGCUGGAUGAGGUCAUGCUGAAGUACUGAGAAGGUUCUGUGGAGAAACAGAAGAGUGACAGGAUUACAAAACUCAUCCCAAACGUGCAGCAACUCUUUAAUAAACCCAGAAUAAUUGAGUGCUA
Messenger RNA from Astyanax mexicanus (Mexican tetra), 972 nucleotides. Its product is annotated as chymotrypsin-like elastase family member 3B. Gene Ontology annotation, molecular function: serine-type endopeptidase activity. Gene Ontology annotation, biological process: proteolysis. The transcript has 8 exons. Bases 68 to 877 code for a protein of 269 amino acids. Lineage: Eukaryota; Metazoa; Chordata; Actinopteri; Characiformes; Acestrorhamphidae. The record is from RefSeq and is a predicted model, not a curated record.